AUGCCCAACCUCCUGUUGAGCCUACCAGACGAGGUAUCCGGGGAAGGCGCAUGGCCCAAAGCUGUGGAGGGCCUCACGACUUUCUACAUCCAUGACAUGUCCAUAGGCUGUAGAAGAGGUUCCGAAGGCCGAGAAGCUGCAUGGAUACAGGCGAACUCACCAACCUACCUCCCGUUCAACCUGGCAGUGUACGACAGUGUAUGCCAGCCGAAGAGAAUCAGGUCUCUGAACGACCGUGGCCAUGUCGGGGGCGAUGCUGAAGUGCCCACCGACCCAUCUUGUCAAUUGGCUAGCGAAGAGUCUUCCGGGCUAACAGGGCUGUUGCCACAUGGCGUGAACAAGCGAAGCGGUGGGUUUAUCUUUGAGCCAGUUAAACGCCAACUAAAUAUCAUCGGCGUCUUGGUGUCUCGAUACACCGGUUUUGUCGUUGUCGUGGUUCGUGCUGCGUCGCUGUCCCUGCGUUAUGUGCCAAGAUUUCUCGGUGUCCGGGUGUGGUGGCAUCUAAUGAGAUGUCCCGGUGUUCCAUGUUCCGGCGUCUACGUGGUCGUGGAUUGGGUCUCGAGGCGGCCCAGUGUUUCGGAAGCCCUCUUGUCCGGCGAGCCAGGCGUCGAGCAGAGGCACAUGGUGCCACCUGGUAUCGUGGAGAAUGGAGGACAGCGCGAUCACUUGGUAACUUUGGACCUGGUUGCUGGAUAUCAGCACGUAUGGCAGGAGAGACGGAAGGAGGUGAUAGCACGGCUCCGGCAUGGAUUCUGGAAUAAGCUUGGCGCCCUCCUACAUGCUCUCCCUGUACGUCACCUGCUUAUCAUGGGCUUUGACGUCAAUUCUGGCAUCAAACCGCUACCUGGCCUCAUAGGACGGGGGGUUCUUCAAACUGAGCGUCACGCUGACCCUGACUUCGAGGCGCUACUGCAGGCUCACCACAUCACUCUCCUAAAUUCUUGGGGAUCUGCCGCACCCAGUAAGAGUCACACUUUCCGCAAUCAACAGGUGCGCACGCAGCUUGAUUUUAUCAUGACUAGGCGUCUCACUGCUGAUCCGGAAGCACGCCGGGCCUGCCCGGUCCACCUCGACCUGAUGCCUUGGAGAAGAGGACCCAAGCACAGGCCCGUGGUUGCGAGCUUACUUUGGGUUGCGGGAUGGACACGAGCCAAGCCUGCGCAUCCUGGAGGUUGCUCCAUGCGUCAGUUGCGCUGUGCUGCAGCGAGUGAGGGUGCAGAAGCUGAGCAGGUGCGCAUCCGCACGCCGGACGGAAAGCUGCUGGAUCAGAAGCAGGAGUUUCAGGCGAUUUAUGAGGGCUUUCAGCAGGCUGCUGAAGUGCCGUCAGAGCUACGCAUUGCGGUCCUUGCGAUCCAUGAAUCCUGCAAGUAUAAGGUUAAGCACGGCAAUUUUCGUGAUUCCUUUGAUAUGCAGGUUGGGGUUCGACAGGGGCGUGCUUUAUCACCACUUUUAUAUGCCCUGUACACAGCUUGGUUGUACGAUCGCAUUGCCGAAGCCACCUCACCACAGUGGGCUGCCGCCUUCAUGACGAUAUUUGCAGACGACAAACAUCUGUCGUGGGAGGUGCAGGACAUAGCGGACUUGACUUUCGUCUGCAAAUGUGUCCAGGUGACCUUUGAUCUGCUCAAGCAGAAUGGGAUGCAGGUGCCGCUUCGCAUCAUGCAAGUAUCGCAAAUAGUGUAUCUUGGGGUAGUUGCCAGCGACACCGGUUUUGAAAUGCAGACGUUUAUGCAUAGGCAAAAGGCUGCGGCGCAAAACCGUCAGCGCCUGCUCAAACUCUUGCAUUCGGGCGUGCUGUCCCUGACCCAGCGUGUGCGGCUGUAUCGAGCCUGCGUGGUCAGCUCAUUGCUCUAUGGCCUUCAUGCAGUGGGCCUGACACUGCCCGUACUGAGAGUGCUAGAUGCCACUGAUGCACGUGCCUUACGAGCAAUUGCGAAGUCCCGGCCCAUCUCUAUCAUGAGUCAGAAGCUUAGAACUCGACUUAGUGUCCCCUCCCCGGCUGACAUGCUGACUAAAUUGCUGCGAAAGCGCUGCCUGGCACUGCACAGUGACACCGAGCGUCGCUGGUUUCAAAUGCAGUUGGAUCAGCUGACUGGGGUUUCGUCGCAAGAAAUGCCUUCUCAGGAGGUGUUUCUUACUCGUGCUGGAGUCCCGGGUGUGCCAUGCACUGUGUGUGGCGUUGUUUGCAUCAAUCGUCAGCACAUGCUAUCUCAUAUGGCUAGAAAGCACACGGAAGAGUACGCCCGCAUGGCGUGUCCUGUCUUACACGGCAAAGAGCCUCCAAUGACAUCUGCAGAUGCAGUGCUUGCGGAUCCAGGGUCGAGCAGCAUGGCAGCACCGAUGGAGACGGAGGAGCGCCAGCGUGCAGUGGUGGCCCAGCAGGAGCUGCUAGCUCUGGGCAUCACGAGCCAAGCUUCGGCAUCGGUCCAGGCGGACGAUUGGUGGAAGGAGGCCAAGGACUGGUCCCAGGACAAAGGGCAGAGCCAGAAGUGGAGGCGGCCGUCGUCGAAGGGAACGGGGCGCCAGCCGGGCCAAUGGUCUUCCAAGCGGAAGUCUCCGGAGGAGGAGACAGCCACCUCGGGCACGGUCGAUCACCAGACCCAGGUGCUGCUCCAGAUGAUGACCCGGAUGACGUUGCGACACGAUCAGGAAUUGUGUCGACUUCGUCAGGAUACCUCCUUCAUCAUGUUCAGCGAUGUCGGAGACCAUGGCUGUUUGCAGAAACUCCGCGAAACAGCGGAGAACUGGCAGGAGCAGUUCGUGCAAGGCCGAGUCUCCCUCAAAGUGAUCAUGAUGUUAGCCCUGCCGAAGCUCCUGCAGAAGCCCUGGACAAGGAAAGAGGUGGUGGCAAAGCAGCAGCCACUAAAGCACCAAGAGGUCCUCGCCCUGCUGGACCAACUGAACCAGGCAGUGCCCCAGCCGGGAGUUCUGACCGGCUUCAAGAACACCAAGUCCAUGAAAACGGCCCAGGCCGGGCUCCGACCGCCCGCUGCAGCCGCAGUCCACGCCGGACUCCAAAAACUAUCUGGAUGUUCCUGCAUGAAGCUGGUUGCAAGCCGCCUUCGCCCGGACCGGGGACAACGACCUCAGCUGGCCAAGCAGCUGGAAGCGGCGUUCCAGGCCACGGCGUACUGCGACUGGACGGCGAGGCGCCACCAGUAG
Messenger RNA from Symbiodinium sp. CCMP2592, 3162 nucleotides. The record is from the annotation of a GenBank genome assembly. NCBI's taxonomy places the organism in Eukaryota, Dinophyceae, Suessiales, Symbiodiniaceae.